AUGGCCUAAUGAAUGGAAGCUUCUGAUCGGAAGUCAAAAGGGAUUAAUGUUUUUUUGUUAUCAAAAUAAAAAGCUUCGAUGUCGUAACUAUUGAACUUUGAAAAAAGAAGGUUGUGAUUGACAAAAGUAAUUGAAAAGUUGAAGACAUGACAUCGAUUCAUUUUGCUGUGCUUGAUAUUGGAACAACAUCAGUUCGAUGUUAUGUUUACAAUCAAAAGUUUGAAGUCAUUUCGACAGCAUCAAGAGAAAUUAAGAUUUUAUUGCCACAACAUGGACACAUUGAGAUUGAACCAGAAGAAUUGUUUAAAGAUGUCGUCGAUGUAAUUAAAGAAGCUGUGAAUAGUUCGGGUGUUUCAUUUGAAAAUAUAACUUUGGGAAUUUCAACACAACGAUCAACAUUCACCACUUGGAGCAAGUCGACUGGAAAAGUCUUUCACAAUUUUAUAACGUGGAAAGAUAUUCGCGCUGAUUACAUCGUGAAGCAAUGGAACAACAGCUGGAAGUUGAAAGGAUUAAACUUCAGUGCGAGCAUGAUUUACAGUGUCACGAGAGCAAAUCGAUUUCUUGCUGGUUCUGUGUUAAAGUUAAUGAACAAUCAACUGACUCCAAGACUUUUAUGGGUAAUUAAUAACAAUCAGAAACUUAACGAAGCUGUCAAACAACAAGAUGCUGUGUUUGGAACAAUAGAUUCAUUUCUUCUCUUUCGACUCAAGCAAGGAAAGGAAUUUAAGCCUUUUGAACAUAUUAGUGAAGUGACAAAUUGCACAGCAACGGGACUUUACGAUCCUUUCACUCUUGGUUGGUCAGCUUUGAUAGCAAUGUUUAAUCUGAAACUUCACAUGUUCCCAAAAGUUGUUGACAAUUCUUACAACUUUGGCGACGUCGAUAAGUCACAUUUCGGUAUUCCUGUGAAGAUUGUUGGCAUAAUGGGCGAUCAACCUGCUUCAAUGUUUGGAAAUUGUUGCUUUGAUGAUGGCGAUGCAAAAGUUACUUUGGGUACUGGAACAUUUUUCGACAUAAACACAUCGAAGAAAUGUCAUGCAUCAAUAUUGGGAUUUUAUCCACUCGUUUCAUGGAUUCUACGAGAUGGUGAAGCAAACUAUUCUGUUGAAGGCUCGUCUUAUGAUACGGCGACGAUAAUUAAUUGGGGAAAAUCGAUUGGACUGUUUAACGAUCCUAAAGAAACUUCAGAUAUGGCAGAAAGUGUUGAAGAUUCACAAAAUGUUUUCUUUAUUCCUGCAUUUUCUGGUCUUACGGCACCUGUCAAUGAUUUUCGAGCAGCUGCAGGGUUUAUCGGAAUUUCAGCUGACACUACAAGGCAUCAUCUUGUUCGAGCACUAUUAGAAUCAAUUGUUUUCAGAGUCGCUCAACUUCUCAAAGCUUCGAUGAAGGAGACUGAAUAUAAAAUAAGACGACUGAGAGUUGAUGGUGGAGUAUCUAACAACGAUUUCAUUUGUCAAACUCUUUCUGAUAUUUGUGAUAUUACUGUCGAAAGAAGCAGCGAUACGGAAAAUACAAGUUUAGGCAUUGCUUUUCUCUGUGCUUAUAAUUUGAAAUUUGCAACUAUUGACGAGUUGAAGAAAUGCUACAAACCAGGAAAAACUUUCACUCCACGUUUAGCUUCACAAGCAAAAUUAGUUGCAACGAUGGAAAGGUGGGAAGAGGCUAUUGAGAGAUUUAAACAUUGGUAUUAA
Molecule: messenger RNA, 1694 nt
Organism: Clunio marinus
Lineage: Eukaryota; Metazoa; Arthropoda; Insecta; Diptera; Chironomidae
Source: the annotation of a GenBank genome assembly